AUGGCACUGUUUGAAGCUCUGUGUGGAAGGAAAUGUAAAAUCCCAUUGUAUUGGUCUGAAUUAAGUGAAUCGAAGUUAGUGGGAGUGGAUUUGAUUCGGGAAACUGAAGAGAAAGUCAAGAUUAUUCGAGAUAGUUUGAAAGCUACUUCCGAUCGUCAGAAGUCAUACGCAAAUUUGAAGAGAAGAGAUAUAGAAUUCAAUGUGGACGAUCAUGUGUUCUUGAAAGUUUCUUCGUGGAAAAAAGUUUUACGGUUUGGUAGAAAGGGAAAACUUAGUCCACGAUUUAUUGGGUCGUAUGAAAUUAUUGAAAGAAUUGGUCUAGUAGCUUAUAGAUUGGCUUUACCUCCUGAACUUGAGAAGAUCCAUAAUGUGUUUCAUGUAUCUAUGCUAAAAUGGUAUAGAUUAGAUCGUUCACAUGUGAUUCCUCAUGCUGAAAUAGAGAUACAAUCAGAUAUGACAUAUUCAGAGGAACCAGUGAAAAUUUUAGCUCGAAAGGUUAAAGAAUUGCGGAACAAACGGGCACCGUUGGUAAAAGUGCUAUGGCAUCGACAUGGUAUGGAGGAGGCAACCUGA
Molecule: messenger RNA, 573 nt
Organism: Gossypium raimondii (Peruvian cotton)
Lineage: Eukaryota; Viridiplantae; Streptophyta; Magnoliopsida; Malvales; Malvaceae
Exons: 1
Coding region: 1-573 (190 amino acids)
Source: RefSeq, a predicted model, not a curated record